ACCUCUCUGAUUUUGUCACACAAGCCAAAAGAAAAUAUGUACAAGAAUCAGUUGCAAGAGCUAGCACAGAGAAGCUGUUUCAGCCUACCAUCAUAUACUUGCACAAGAGAAGGACCAGAUCAUGCUCCAAGAUUCAAAGCUUCUGUAAACUUCAACGGUGAAAUAUUUGAAAGCCCCACUUACUGUUCCACUCUCAGACAAGCUGAACACUCAGCUGCUGAAGUUGCUCUCAGUGCUCUCUCUUCAAAGGGCCCUUCUAAGUCUCUAACUGCUAGAGUUCUUGAUGAGACUGGGAUCUACAAAAAUCUGCUUCAAGAGACAGCACAUAGGGCUGGUCUUGAACUACCGAUUUACACAAGUGUGAGAUCAGGACCUGGUCACUUCCCUACGUUCUCUUGCACUGUGGAGCUUGCUGGAAUGAGAUUUAGUGGUGAAUCAGCAAAGACUAAGAAGCAAGCUGAGAAAAAUGCUGCUAUUGCAGCUUGGUUCUCCUUGAGAAAAAUGAAAACAAGCUUGGAUUCUCAAAGAGGUGAAGAGAAAGAAAGAGAAGUAGUUGCAAGAGUCCUCUCAAGAUUUAGACCCAAAGAAGUUAGAAGAAGAGAACAACAUCACUCAAAAAGAAGACCUAUCAGACAAGACACAACAACCACAAGAGACUUGUUGUGUGAGAAGCUCAGACUCAUUAAUCUGUACACCAAUGAAUCAGUGAAACACCAUCAAACUCUACCACCGAGAUUCUUCCCUUCAACACCAAAUCUCCAACAACAACAGCAAACCAAAGUCAAAUCAUUACUCGAGAAGUCUCAAGAACAUGCAGGGCUAAAACAGAGGAGCCGAGAUGAUGCAAAGCCAGAGAUGAUGAUAAAGCCGUCUCCAACGUCAUCAAUGGAGAGAAGAAACUGUUACAGUAAACUUCUUCCCUUUCCAGAGAUGUUUUCCGGAGGUUUUGGGUUAAACCAUCAAAAACUCGCUCCAGCUGUUCAUAUGCGAUCAGUGAUUCCAGUUUGUUCAGCUCCUCCUCCAACUAAACCACCCAACAACACAUCACUUAGUUCUUGUCCUGCUCCAAGCUCGAACCCAUGAUUAAAGUUCGUGUCUUUAGAUAAACCCAUGUUAAGGAUUUGAUGAUAGAUUAGUUAAAGUUGAUAAAUCGAGUUAUGGGUUUAUGUAUGUUCGUUAAGA
Eruca vesicaria subsp. sativa (arugula) is the source of this 1182-nucleotide messenger RNA. NCBI's taxonomy places the organism in Eukaryota, Viridiplantae, Streptophyta, Magnoliopsida, Brassicales, Brassicaceae. The record is from the annotation of a GenBank genome assembly.